Messenger RNA from Phycodurus eques (leafy seadragon), 6664 nucleotides. It is a transcript of the gene edem3, whose product is annotated as ER degradation enhancer, mannosidase alpha-like 3. Lineage: Eukaryota; Metazoa; Chordata; Actinopteri; Syngnathiformes; Syngnathidae. Gene Ontology annotation, cellular component: endoplasmic reticulum; membrane. Gene Ontology annotation, molecular function: mannosyl-oligosaccharide 1,2-alpha-mannosidase activity; calcium ion binding. Gene Ontology annotation, biological process: endoplasmic reticulum mannose trimming; mannose trimming involved in glycoprotein ERAD pathway; carbohydrate metabolic process. Bases 1422 to 4097 code for a protein of 891 amino acids. The transcript has 21 exons. The record is from RefSeq and is a predicted model, not a curated record.
AACCUGAAGCGAUACACACAAACACCGGGGAGACGUCCACUAGAAUCCAAGUGUGAGUUGGGUACAAUUAAAGUCAAUUAAAGUUUGACUUAUUGGAUUUUUUUUUUAAAUUAAAAACGUACUAAACGUCAACCUUGGGAUGGAUCGAGCGGCAUUCGGCUUUUACAGGCAAUAGCAAAGACAUCUACAUCAACGGGAAAUAGUAAAAGAACUGGCUGGAUGUUUGCUUUAAAUUUGACUUUCCUAUAGCGUUAGAAUCUAAUUUAAUGGGGACCACACACACCGAGCCAGACCUUGCUGUGCGACGUGAAAAACAACAACCCGAUUGCGAAGAAGAGUGUUGUUUCCGUUUCUCAGAUUUUUUUUGAUCGUGACACUUGUUUUUUUUUCUCAGAAUUAGUGACCUGAGUUUAGACUGACAGGCAUUGCUUCUUCUUUUUUUCACGACAGGCUGAAUCAUCAGGAAUAACCCUAUUGAUAAUAAAUAUGCAAACUAACAGAAAUAUAAAAUGAUAGUGUCCUUUAUGUCAUUUUAAUUCAAAUUUGGUAUGGAAGAGAUUUGAGGUUUUAGACCAUGAGAGACAACACACGGGGGAAAAUACAACAGAUUCAGGAAGCGGAUGUUGUCAAAGCUUGGCAGCAGCAGGCUAAACAGAAGGAGGAAAAAAACUACAGAAGACGGCUAAUUUGACCGAUUUCUUUUUAGACUUUAACCGAAAGAAAACAUAAUGCCACCACUUUCCUCAUUUGACCAAAAGGAAUAAUUUUUAAUCGUUGUCCUAUUAGAUUUCUUUUUUUUUUUUUUUUUUUUGCCGUGUCCGCGGCGAGUUAGCAUACCGGCUAGCGGACAAGCUAACUGGGCUACUGACACCAUGUCAAGUGGUCGUCUCUUUUCUGACUGGGAUGACGAAACCUGUUAGUCAAGAUCUGGGAAUUAUUAACAUUCACGCUCAACUCAUCCAACAUCCCCGAUGACUGUAACCGCUAUGAAGAGCUGCUCGACAAGAACGGCAGUUAUUUGCACUAAUCAAAUCAUUGGGGAAAGGGCCUUUGUGAUGUCAACAGCCUUUGGUCUUGUGUGCAUGGCCGUACAGAAAGUGACAGUGGAUUUAAGUUGCUUCUCAGGCAAGUUGACACAUCCAGAAAUGUAUUAACAAUUAAUCAAUGUAUUUGGGCUACGUGUCACACAUCCUGCUUCCAGUCGAUCCGGGUGACAUCAUGGAAAAGUAAACAAUUACAUGCGAAUGCCUGGUAACCUGACAUACCUGUAACCAGUGAAAUGACACAUUUACAACUUUGUUGCUCAUUGCAAGUGGUUGGGGCUUCACUGUGUAAUCCUUCAGUGCCGUUGAUCAGUUUCUAGCUACUAUUGAAAUAAAACGCCGAGAGACUAAUCGAGAGCCAAAUCAAGUCGAAUCCACAUGGCUGCACAUCUGGCCACGAUGCCAGCCGCGCUGUUCCUCUUGAUGCUGAUCCCGGCGUUCUGUAGCCUGGGACGUGCCAUGUCGCGGGACGAGAAGCAAAAGUUGAGGACCCAAGUGGUAGAGAUGUUUGACCACGCGUACCAGAAUUACAUGGACCAUGCUUACCCAGCCGACGAGUUGAUGCCUUUAACAUGCAGAGGAAGAGUACGAGGCCUGGAACCCAGUCGGGGCGACGUGGACGAUGCGCUUGGAAAGUUCUCGUUGACCCUCAUAGACACUUUGGAUACUCUUGUGCUUUUGAACAAGACGGUGGAGUUCGAGGCUGCGGUCAGGAGAGUCCUGUCAGACGUCAGGUUGGACAAUGACAUCGUGGUGUCGGUUUUUGAAACCAACAUUCGAGUCCUCGGGGGUCUGUUGGGCGGCCACUCCAUGGCUGUGAUGCUGAAGGAAGAAGGCCAACACAUGCGGUGGUACCAGGACGAGCUGCUGCACAUGGCCAAAGACCUGGGCCUCCGACUGCUGCCAGCCUUCAACACCAGCAGCGGCCUUCCUUACCCCAGGGUGAACCUGAGGUACGGUGUCAGGGGUCCUGAGACGCGGACGGGCACGGAAACGGACACCUGUACGGCGUGCGCGGGAACCAUCAUCCUGGAGUUUGGUGCCUUAAGUCGCUUCACUGGUGAUCCUGUAUUUGAGGCCCAUGCCCGGAGAGCCCUGGACUUUCUUUGGGAGAAGAGGCAGAGGAACAGCAAUCUGGUGGGGACCACCAUCAACAUCCACUCAGGAGAGUGGGUCCGCAGAGAUAGUGGAGUUGGAGCGGGAAUUGACUCGUACUAUGAAUACCUACUCAAGGCCUACGUCCUCCUGGGUGACGACCAGUUUCUGCAGCGGUUUAAUAUUCACUAUGCAUCCAUAAUGAAGUACAUUAGCCAGCCUCCCCUGCUGUUGGACGUCCACAUCCACAAACCUCUGCUUCCCGCUCGCACCUGGAUGGACUCUUUGUUGGCUUUCUUCCCCGGGCUGCAGGUGUUAAAGGGAGACAUCCGUCCAGCCAUCGAGACUCAUGAAAUGUUGUAUCAAGUUACCAAGAAACACAACUUCCUACCAGAGGCCUUCACUACUGAUUUCAGGGUACACUGGGCUCAGCAUCCUCUGAGGCCAGAGUUUGCAGAGAGCACCUAUUUCCUUUACAAGGCCACGGGAGACCCGUACUAUCUUGAAGCGGGGCGCACCAUCAUGGACAACCUCAACCGCUUUGCUCGGGUCCCGUGCGGUUUCGCUGCCAUGAAGGACGUGCGGACCGGCAGCCACGAGGACCGAAUGGAUUCUUUCUUCCUUGCCGAGAUGUUCAAGUACCUUUUCCUGCUUUUCGCUGAUACGGAGGACCUACGCUUCAACGUGGAGGAUUACAUCUUCACGACCGAAGCACAUCUUUUGCCUCUGUCACUCUCCACAGCGCCUCAUGCUCCGUCUGUUCUCCCAAAUAGAACGAUACCUCAGUCGGAGCAGGAGCUGGACGACUCGAACUUCGACUGGACCUGCCCCAACACGCGCCUCCUCUUUCCUGACCCAGCCUUCCCUCGUAACCUGAGGGAACCGAUUCGUAGCGCCGUGGAUAAAAGCUGCCCGCGUCCUGCUCCUUACAGGGAGCCCGGCAUGGGAGCCCCUCCUCUGAGAGCCCAGGACUUUAUGGCCAACAGCCCGGAACAUCUGGAGCUGCUGAGGAGGAUGGGCGUCAGCCUCAUCCACCUGAAGGACGGCAGGGUGCAGCUGGUGCAGCAUGCCACGCAGGCGGUGAGCCCAAUAGCCGCUGAGGACGGCGUCCGCUUCAUGCAGGAGAUGAUGGAGCUUUCUAGCCAGCAGCAGAAGGAGCAGCUGCCUCCCCGAGCCAUUCAGAUCGUCUCGCAUCCGUUCUUCGGCCGCGUGGUGCUGACCGCCGGCCCGGCACAGUUCGGCACGGACUUGUCCAAAAGCUCCACGGGGGUUCGAGGCUUUGUCACCGUGGCCGAGCCCUACACCGGCUGCAGUGAGAUCACCAACGGCGAGUACGUGCAGGGCCACAUCGCUCUGCUGCAGAGGGGCCAGUGCAUGUUCGCGGAGAAGGCGCGGCACAUCCAGAAGGCCGGCGCCAUCGGAGGCAUCGUCGUCGACGACAACGAGGGAAGCAGCAGCGACACGGCGCCUCUCUUCCAGAUGGCCGGCGACGGCCGCAACACGGACGACAUCACCCUGCCCCUCCUCUUCCUCUUCCACAAGGAGGGCAACAUCCUGCUGGAGGCGCUGAAGGAGUACAGAGAGGUGGAGGUUCUGCUCAGCGACAAAGCCCGAGACCGAGCUGCCAUAUUCAAAGGCGCCGACGUCCGCCAGGCGGAGGAGGACUGCCAAACCGAGGCCACCACGCCCGCUUCCUCCGUGCCCAUUGGCCAGGCGGCGGAGUCGAGGGCGGCGGAAUCCGAGUCAGAGGCGACGUCAUCGCAGGAAGAUCAAGACACAAGUCCGUCCCAAAGAGAGGACGUCGGGCCGACGGAGGCCGAAGCGCCCAAAGCGGACUCAGGGGAGAAAGAGGAGCGCCGCGUUGACGCGGACGCCGCCGGCCAAUCGGUGGACAAGCUGCUGGCCGAUUGGCGGGACGACCUGGAGGCCUUCCGGCAAAUGGAGAAAGACGAGCUUUGAUGCUCCCAAUCCAACGGUGAACUUUAACACCGACGUGUUCAGCGCCUUGUCCGCGGACGCCGCGCGGUGCCAAGGCAAGGCUGGCCACACCGGCCAUCGGCGGACCACGAUGGAGUCCUCUUAAACCUGCUUGAUGACGGAUGAGAGAGCAGGUUUCUUACCUACAGUGGCAAAAUUCUGUGAAUUUUUAAAGUUGGAAACUUUCCAUGGGAAUUAUCGGGGGAGUUUGCAGUUUUUAAAGCACUAGCAAGAUUUGAAUGUAGCUUCACUUCACUAAUUAUUUUCCAGAUGUGGAUAUUGCGCCAUAGUUUCAGCAAAGCUCCUGAAGCCCAAGCUAACAGGUCGGCACGUGGCUACGGGGCUGUGCCGGUCACCGGCUAUGAGUGUGCCCGCAAGUGCACGGCGAAUGAUUGACACCUUGUGGGUCACACAUUUUGUCUGUGAUAGGUUGUUCUUCCUCUGGCGCGGCAGUUUCGUAAUUUAAAAACACAAACUUCCCCUUUUUUGACAGGGAUUUAAGGGAAUUAAUAUAAUAAGGAAUUUAAAUAUAGUUAGGAAAAAUAUCUUUUAGCAUAAUCUCUUGACAAUAAUCUGAUUUCACCUCAGCAAAUCAUGGCCAUUUCGGAGCAUUCUGUUGUCUCUCGUCUUUUAUUUUCAUUGUUUUCGUUGACUGCUUUCAUUGCAAAUACAGUGCGACCUUGCCUAAUGAGAGCCAUCGUCUGUUUUGUUCUUGUUUUGUGUGGCGCAAAUUUCUGUUACGAGAAAUCUGCAGAUACACCGCCACUUGAGUAAAGUUACAAAAAAACAAAAAAAAAAACAAUGGAGCAAUUAAGGUACUGUGAUGCCCUUGCACGUGGGCAAGGAGCGCUAUCGCUUUUAUGUAAAUGUCUGCUUAUGACAAAACAUGUGUUUAUCAAAUUAGCCCUACUUCUCUUACAUUCCCAUGUAAAGUUUUCAAUUUGGAAUGUUUCCAAAAUUCCCCAGUUGAAAUUCUCUUGGAAAUGUACCUGAAUUUUCCACCCCUUUUGCAAAUCCAUUCUUACCUCACUGUGUCUGACAUUUCUUUACCACAAAAAAAAAAAAAAAAAACACAAAUUAUUAUCAAGGAGACAGAUUUUGUGUAUAUAUUUUUUUUAUUUGUAUUUUUUAAAGACCAGUGUUUCCCAACUAACAUUUAUUGUGCCAAGGCACGUAAAUUACUCUAAAUUUGGGCUAGUCAGCUAUCGGGUGAAAUUUCAAUAACCCAAAGAAGUGUAUUUACGUUCUAAUUACCUCACGGACCACCGCCAUACAAAAGUCACACAAAGUAUACACAGUAUACUGAUGUCAUUAAUUGUGUGUAAUCUCACAACUACAAUGCCGUAGCGUGAAAUUUGGACUCGUUUAGUUAAACACGAAGCUAUUAUUCUGUUGUAUGAAUGGCAACAGGUGGAUGCGCAGUUGAAUUGUGUUUUCUGUCAUCUAGUAGGAGAACAUUUAAUUGUUUUGCUUGUCACUGUAAGUCACUGGCAUAAAUAGAUGAACAAAUAUAAAGUAAAGAAUUUUUUGGGCCAAUUAAGGAGCGUUUUAUAAUUUCCCGCUAAGUGGUUGGGAAUCAUUGAUCUAGACCUCCACCAAUACAGGGGGAGAAAAAGAGAAUGACACUUUGGUUUGACUUUUCAGUCUGGAUUUUGUCAUUAAUUGUAAUUAUGAAACUGAAUGGCCCCUGUCCACAAAGUACCAUAAAAAUCAACAGAAUUGUCUUGAUUUUGUUUGCUUAAUUUAAUUAACAUCAGCUCCUUGGUGGAGGUAAUUAAUUGUGCUGGUGUCCUCUAUGCAUUUCAGUCUUUUUGUAAAAAAAAAAGAAAAGAAACAAAUCUCAAAUGAUUGUCGCCCAGCGUCAUUCAUCCUCCAGUAGAUCUUUGUUUAAUUAAAGUGAAGUAUGUGGAAAGGGUCUAAUUCUGCAUCACCGCCUGCCACUUUUUAGAGUGUCCUGAUGAUGACAAACUAAACAUCAUAUCGCCUCCCUGUAAGGAAGUCACUAAAGAUUGUAAAUAAAUACACUACUCACAAAAUGUUUGAGAUACUUAGCUUUUGGCUAAAAUCGCCAGAUGGACCUAGAAGGUACUAAAACCUUUACGCAAGUUAACCUAAAUGCGUUUUCUAAAUUUGCUGGUUAUGUGGAGGGCAAAUAUUAUUACUGUCUAUUUUUUAUUCCUACAAUACAACUACAAUACUGUUGAGUGCACUUUUUCUUACGAAAGACCCUAAAAAUAUAUUUUUUUGUUGGGACUGGAACGAAUUAAUUGCAUUUCAGUUCAUUGCACUGUGAAAAGGUGAUUUGAGAUGCAAAAUUUUUGCGAUAAGAGCGUAUCGAGAUUUUGUGAGUAGUGUAUUCGUCAGUGUUUAUUGACUUAAGUACCACAAAAGCUGUUAGCUCAGUUUUGGCUUCGUCCCUGCAGGAAAGUGUCAUGUCCAUAUUGGCCACAGAGGGGCGCUAAACUAACUAAAUGAUGAGGAGGAUGAUGAUGAGCAGGAAGAAGAUGACAAAUGAUGAUGAUUAACUUAAUAAAACUUAAGACUUGUAA